CGAGCCCAGUGACGCCGCUCCGCUGCAGCCGCUCCCCACGCCCGGUGGACCCUUCCCUCUCCAGUCCUCCCUCCCACCCGCCCGCACAGCUCCCAUCCACAGUGCUGCUGCUGCUGAGUCCCGGGUGAGAGCCACAGCGCGUCCAGCCUCGUCCAGCUCCGCGGACACGAGUUUCAGCACGAAGCCGAGCGGGGAAGGGCUUUUUUUUUUUUUGUAUCAGGGAGCCGCUCCAGACCUCGAGGAUCGUCCUGGGAUCCCAACUUUGAGUGGAUUUAGGACAAAAAGGACAACAACAAGGGAGCAACUCUUGCAGAGAUAAAGAGGGGGGGAAACCGGCAGCCAAAAUGGAGGUGAAGACGUCACUUCUGGACAACAUGAUCGGGGUGGGCGACAUGGUCCUCCUCGAGCCCCUGUCCGAAGACUCGUUCCUCGAAAACCUGAAGAACCGCUUUGAGCACAAUGAGAUCUACACAUACAUUGGCAGUGUGGUGAUCUCCAUGAACCCCUACAGGUCCCUGCCCAUCUUCACACCUGAGAAAGUGGAGGAGUAUCGCAACAGAAACUUCUACGAACUCAGUCCACACAUCUAUGCUUUGGCAGAUGAGGCCUACCGUUCACUGAGGGACCAGGACAAGGACCAGUGCAUCCUCAUCACUGGGGAGAGUGGGGCGGGGAAAACCGAGGCCAGUAAGCUGGUGAUGUCAUAUGUGGCAGCGGUGUGUGGGAAGGGCCAGGAGGUGAACAAGGUCAAGGAACAGCUGCUGCAGUCCAAUCCCGUGCUGGAGGCUUUUGGGAAUGCCAAAACAGUGAGGAAUGAUAACUCGUCCAGAUUUGGAAAGUACAUGGACAUUGAGUUUGACUUCAAGGGAGAUCCUCUGGGUGGAGUCAUCAGCAACUAUCUGCUGGAGAAGUCCCGUGUGGUGAAACAGCCACGAGGAGAGAGGAACUUCCACGUCUUUUAUCAGCUCUUGUCUGGAGCCUCCGACGAAUCACUCAAGAAGCUGAAGCUGCACCGGGACUUCAGCAAGUACAACUACCUGAGUCUGGACUCGGCUGCGGUCAACGGGCUGGACGAUGCGGCCAACUUCCGGACAGUCAGAAAUGCCAUGCAGAUCGUGGGGUUCAUGGAGGACGAGGUGCAGUCGGUGAUGGAGCUGGUGGCCGCCGUGCUGAAGCUCGGCAACAUCGAGUUCAAGCCGGACUCGCGCAGCAACGGCAGCGACGAGAGCCGCAUCAAAGACAAAAACGAUUUGAAGGAGAUGUGCGAGCUGCUGGGGAUCGAACAGUCGGUGCUCGAGAGGGCGUUCAGCUACCGUACAGUAGAGGCUAAGCUGGAGAAAGUCUCAACCACCCUGAACGUGGCCCAGGCCUACUACGCCAGAGACGCCCUUGCCAAAAACCUCUACAGCCGUCUGUUUAGUUGGCUCGUUACUAGGAUCAAUGAGAGCAUUAAAGCACAAGGUAAAACUCGACACAAGGUCAUGGGUGUGCUGGACAUCUAUGGCUUUGAGAUAUUUGAGGAUGGAGACAACAGCUUUGAGCAGUUCAUCAUCAACUACUGCAACGAGAAGCUGCAGCAGAUCUUCAUCGAGCUGACCCUGCGUGAGGAGCAGGAGGAGUACAUCAGAGAGGGCAUCGAGUGGACCAAUAUUGAGUAUUUCAACAACGCCGUUAUCUGCGACCUCAUUGAGAAUAACCAAAACGGCAUCUUGGCCAUGUUGGAUGAGGAGUGCCUGAGGCCUGGGACGGUCACCGACGAGACGUUCCUGGACAAACUGAACACAAUCUGUGCUGAGCACCUGCACUUUGAGAGUCGUCUCAGCAAGAAUUCAAAGUUUCUCACGGACCACAGCCUGCCUCACAGCUGCUUCCGGAUCCAGCACUAUGCCGGCAAGGUGCUGUACCGUGCCGAGGGAUUUGUCGACAAGAACAACGACCUGUUGUACCGAGACCUCUCACAGGCCAUGUACAAGGCAAACCACAAACUCAUCAAACAGCUGUUUCCUGAGGGCAACCCUGCCAAAGUCAACCUGAAGAGACCCCUGACUGCUGGGUUCCAGUUCAAAGCAUCAGUGGGCACGCUGAUGAGGAACCUGCAGACCAAAAACCCAAACUACAUACGGUGCAUCAAGCCCAACGACAAGAAAGCAUCCCACAUCUUCACCGACUCUCUGGUGCGCCAUCAGUUGCGCUACCUGGGCCUGAUGGAGAACGUCCGUGUCAGGAGGGCGGGCUACGCCUUCCGCCAGCCCUACGAGCCCUGCCUGGAGCGCUACAAGAUGCUCUGCAAGCGCACCUGGCCCCAUUGGCUAGGACCCGCCAGGGAAGGAGUGGAGGUGCUGAUGAGCGACCUCCCGGUUCCAGCAGAAGAGUUCUCGUUCGGCCGCUCCAAGAUCUUCAUCAGGAACCCAAGAACGCUCUUCUUCUUGGAGGAGAGGAGGAGGCAAUGCCUGCAGGACCUGGCCACGCUCAUUCAGAAGAUCUACCGUGGCUGGAAGUGCCGCGGCCACUUCCUGCUGCUGAAAAAGAGUCAGAUAGUGGUGUCAGCCUGGUACCGCCGAUACGCGCAACAAAAGAAAUACCAGAAGAUCAAGAGCGCCACCACAGUGGUGCAGUCCUACACCCGAGGAUGGCAGGCCCGCAAACUCCUGAGAGAGCUGAAAUAUCAGAAGAGAUGUGUCGAGGCAGUGACCACCAUCUCAGCGUUCUGGCACGGCACCCAGGCUCGGAUGGAGCUGAGGCGUCUAAAACAAGAAGUGCGGAAUAAACAUGCCGUGACAGUAAUUUGGGCAUACUGGCAGGGAACCAAGGCCCGGAGAGAGCUGCGUCAGCUGAAGGAGGAGGCGAGGAAUAAACACGCCGUGUCGGUCAUUUGGGCCGGCUGGCAGGGCACCAAGGCUCGCAGGGAGCUGCGGAGACUGAAGGAAGAGGCCCGGCGUAAGCACGCUGUCGCUGUGAUUUGGGCCUACUGGCAGGGACUCAAGAUCCGCAGAGAAUACAGAAAGUUCUUCAGGGCGAACGCAGGCAAGAAGAUCUACGACUUCACCAUCCAGAGAAUUAUGCAAAAGUACUUCCUGGGUCUGAAGAGCACCUUGCCCUCCAUGUCACCCAUAGACAAGAACUGGCCUGCAAGACCCUAUCUCUUCCUGGGUGGAGUCCACUCAGAGCUCCGGAGAAUCUUCCAUCUUUGGAGGUGCAAGAAAUACAGGAGCCAGUUCACAGAGGAGAAGAAGGCAGUGUAUGAAGAGAAGCUGGAGGCAAGUGAGCUCUUCAAGGAUAAAAAGGCUCUCUACCCGAGCAGUGUGAGUCAGCCCUUCAAAGGAGACUAUCUGGAGAUCAACAAGAACCCCAAGUACCAGAAGCUCAGCAUAGCGAUGGAGGACAAGGUUCUGCUGGCGGAUGUGGUUAACAAGAUCAACAGAGCAAAUGGAAAGGGAACGGCUCGGCUCUUCCUGCUGACUAAGAACAGCGUGGUCCUGGCCGACCAGAAGACGGGCCAGGUGAAGGCCAGCGUCCCCCUGCCGGACCUCACCAGCGUGUCGGUCAGCACACAGAGCGACGGCUUCUUUGCUCUCAAGCUCAAGGAGGGCUCAGCCUCAGCUGUCAAAGGUGAUUUCUUACUCAGCAGUGAGCACCUGAUCGAGAUAAUCACCAAAAUCCACCGCAUGGGCACCACGGCUGCAGACCGGGAGCAGCUGGACAUCGACAUCUCAGACGAGUUCCUGGUGCAGUUCAAGCACGACAAAGUGUGCGUGAAGUUCAUCCAGGGAGUCCCCAAGAACGGCAACAGCGUGUCCUGCAAGCGCAAGAACAACCGCCUGCUGGAGGUGUCGGUGCCCUCAACGGCAUAGUGCAGCCCCCCCCCCCCCAGCCCAUCAUCCACCUUCUCCCUGCUUCCAGUGCUGCUCUCGAGGGCUCAGGCUGGGGGAGGGGGGAGAUAAACGCAGAACCACCACCCACUCCGAAAGUCUGGUCUUGAGAACCAUCAUCCCAUUGCCCACCCCGAGCCCCUCCCCCCACCAAAAAAUGACAGUGCAGUUAUUUGGCUUGUUGUGUUGUUGCUUUUCCUUCAGUCUCUUCCUAUCAGAUUUACUUUGGCACCACUUUCGCUGUAAUCAUGUGCCACUUUUUUCGGUAGAGAAAGCCUGUACCCCGGGUUGCAUGCCGCAGAAAUUUGGUUUUAAAAAAAAUGUUUCACCGGUGUUUUUUUUGUAAAACUGGGGUCGAGAGUUGAAGAAAACAAAAAAAGAUCUUGGUGGAGCACAAGAGACUUCAGUGUACCAGCGGUGAUGUGGACGAUUGUUCUGCCUGUACGGUGAGUCGGUCCUCAGAGGAAAAUGUCUAUCAUCUUCUUUUCUGACGAGCCUCGACUCACCCGGUUCUUCGAGAUGAGCCGGGACCUCGUGCUCGGCUCGGCCUGUUUUAGAGUUUAGCUUCUCUGAUGAUGAAAGUAAAAAAAUACUGCACUUGUUUUCACCUCGGUGUAACCAAAAGAGGAUGAGCGGGAAAGUGAAUUUGAUUGUAUUGAUGUAUUAUUUUCUAUAUAUAUAUUUUUUCUCUCUGACAAACAGAAAUAGCACAGCGGGGCAGUUGAGAAGUCGGAUGUGAUUUUUUUUUUUUUUUGCUCGAUUAUUGUAAAACCACUUUUUUUUUUUUGUAUCAACAAUUCCUACGUGCCAUUGAACAGGUCCCACGACUUGUCACGUGUCGGUGUGCAAAGACGAACCACAUAGGUGAUUGACCCCAUUCACUUACUAGUAUUGAUCAAAUCAAGGCCAAAAACAAUUGAAUACGGGGGCGAAUCAAGCUAUGGUGGUAGUUUUUUAUUUUUGAUUGCGUUGCACAUGCGAUCGAUCUCCAUUCCCUCUACAAGCACAAGUUUGCGAUGAAGCUUCAUUUCACCUGCAGAGUGAUUUCCGACUGAUUUCAUAUCCUUCACACUUAGAAUGUCACGUCUGACUCAAAGAACAUCCGCUCCUUUUUUAUGUGGGAUUUAAUUAAAGAUGCUGAAAAGGGCAAUAUAGACAUUCCAGUGGAAAAUGAAAACCCUUGAUACUGAUGUUUUUUUGUGUGUGCAAUAAAUUAAAACGCUUUUUCUCAAUUAUUCUCAAAGAGGCAGUAGUGAGAACCCAUAGCAGUCGCCCUCACUGUACCAUAGCUGUACAUAGGCUCUUAAGGUCGUAGCCCUGGCAUGGACAAAGGGUUUCUCUAGUAUCCUCAUAUUAAUUGCUGUGUUUGUGAAACGGCUGUUUUCUGUUGUUGUUUUUCUUCUUCUCGCCACCGCAGCUUGACUUGUCGUGCUCGAUUCACUCUGUCUUUUCAAGACCAAAAAAAAAAAACGACAUGACCAUUGAUAUCUUGCUGUAUCGUUUAAAAAAAACUAAAAAUCAAACCAGUUUAAACUUUUACAACUUUCUAGCACGCUCACAUUGCAAGAAGGAAAAAAAAAACUGGUAGGCAUAUAUUUACACACAAGCCAAAUAUGAGUAUCAAAGAAGCAGGAGUGCUAUAUUUUCAGGUAUGUUGAUUAUAAUCAUCUGUAUUUUGGAUGUACUGGGUGUGAGUUUUGUACCGUUGGUUUCUAAGUCAACCAGCCAAACUUGGUCUAGUCUUUAGUUUUGUAAUCCAGAGUAUCUUGGGUUGUAUGUUCUUUGUAUGUUUUUAACGACACACACACACACACACACACGACACAGGGACUUGAGAAAUCACUUGUUGCGGUCCCACGCGUGGGAACGUUUGAGCCAGUUUUGACGUGUUUGUUCUUCGGGCUCCGCACUGUUUCCACGCAGCUUCGCUAAGGUGACGUCUCUCGCUCUUUUCUUUGUCUCGUAUUUGAACAAUGGCUAGAGCUGCAAAAUGGUCGUCUGCAUUCUUGUGUGCCUAAUGUUAACCUGUGCUGAGACAUGCAACAUGGGAAUGUUUCAGUAGAAGUCAAUGUAACAUUUGCAAGUUAUCUUUUUUUAAAUUAAAUAAAAAUCAGUAAUAAAUAAAUGUUA
Messenger RNA from Hippoglossus stenolepis (Pacific halibut), 5999 nucleotides. RefSeq names its product myosin IB (gene myo1b). The transcript has 33 exons. NCBI's taxonomy places the organism in Eukaryota, Metazoa, Chordata, Actinopteri, Pleuronectiformes, Pleuronectidae. Gene Ontology annotation, biological process: vesicle transport along actin filament; actin filament organization. Gene Ontology annotation, molecular function: ATP binding; actin filament binding; microfilament motor activity. The record is from RefSeq and is a predicted model, not a curated record. Gene Ontology annotation, cellular component: cytoplasm; plasma membrane; myosin complex. Bases 345 to 3851 code for a protein of 1168 amino acids.